Messenger RNA from Phaeodactylum tricornutum CCAP 1055/1, 1317 nucleotides. RefSeq lists its product with no specific name. The transcript is spliced from 4 exons. Gene Ontology annotation, molecular function: protein kinase activity; ATP binding. Gene Ontology annotation, biological process: protein phosphorylation. Bases 1 to 1317 code for a protein of 438 amino acids. The record is from RefSeq and is a predicted model, not a curated record. NCBI's taxonomy places the organism in Eukaryota, Bacillariophyta, Bacillariophyceae, Surirellales, Neidiaceae.
AUGAGAGCACGUCCGAGGGCGUCCCGCCGCGGAGUGGAAGACGCCCUGCCUUUGACGGUGCAGCAAGCGCAGAGUAACGGCAGCGGUAGUCUGACGAAUAGUCCCUCGCGCAAAAGUGUCGGAGGUUUAUCAUCCCGGACGUUUCGAAGCAACAAACAACACGGCAAUUUACUGCGAGCGAGACUGCUCGUUUCUCUCUCGAAGCACAAGGGUCUUUCCAAAUGGGUCGGACUGAUACUUGCCGUACUGGGAACCAUCGGUUGGUUCCGGAGUAGCUUCGGCAAUCAUCGCGACGGGUCCCCACGCUCGAUUACAUCAUCAUCUUCGCGUUCCCUGCAUCGUCUCGCACGACGAGCAGCAGUCCGCGCGCUCUCUCCUUCUCACAAACACUUUCACGAGUUUGAUAUUUCCAGCUAUGCGCUCGGUGGAAUGUUCAAAUACAUUGGGAACGGCUCUUACCGACAAGUAUUCUUGGCCAAAUUGCCGACCGAAAACGUUAUUUUUAAAGAGGCCAACUGGGAUAAUGGUCACGAAUCCGGUUUUCACACCGACGAGUACGAAUUUAUGCGCCAGGACAUGGUGGUCGGCGAAUCCUUUACCUCCAAUCCGCGCUUUGUUGAUAUUUACGGGUUUUGCGCACUCUCCAUGUUUAGUGAAUUCAUGCCGUUCGGGGACGCUGAAGUUAUGGCCCAAACAAUUUUUGAUCGCCACAAUCCACCCUCAAUAAAGGAAGGUGGUGAAUUGGUCAUUUUCAAUAAUUUGACCGGUACGGAAAAGUUGGAGUACGCGUUGCAAAUGGCCGACGCUGUUUCCUACCUGCACAAUUAUCCCGGGGGUGUUAUUGUUCACGAUGAUAUACAAAUGCCGCAAUUCUUGCUCACUGCCGACAAGCGUAUCAAGCUGAAUGAUUUCAAUCGCGCCGAAGUUAUGCUCUUCGACGAAGAGAACAAUGAAUAUUGCAAGUACCGCAACAACCCGGGACACGGUGAUUGGCGCUCGCCAGAGGAGUACUACGACAAGCCGUUGGACGAGAAAAUUGAUAUUUACAGUCUCGGAAAUAACUUUUAUGCCUUACUGACCGGUAUGGGGCCUUUUUACGAAGAAGCCCAUUCAGACGGGGUUAUUAAAAAGGUUAAGGCCGGAAUGAAACCGUACAUUGAUCAAAGAUUCCUAGAACGGAGCUUUGCAGAGAAAAAGCUCGCUGAAAUUAUGGUCCUCUGCUGGGAGUAUGAUCCCGUAAAGCGGCCUGACAUCAACACGCUAGUGCAGGUUUUGCGGGAAGCGGUAGAGGAGAAUUUAAGGCUUCAACCCGUGUAA